ACACUUUAAUGUCCAGGCGGUCCCCUCUCUGCGCUGAGGGUGAAAAAUGUGGACGAUCUCUCAGAUUCAUUUUUCUUUGACGGAUGCGGCAUCUGUGGAAGGACUCGCGGUUUGUUGAAAAUGGCCAAAUCUGAACCUGAGAAGCAUCAAGGUGUAGUGGAAACCAGAGACGCUGCAUGAACUGGACAAUGUGUAAGUCUGCGACCGGCCUCUCGGAGCACUAGCGGUCCCACUGGGCAGGAUGAUCUACCUGGCUCACACCGGUCACCGGCAGUUCCUGGGCAUGGUCGCUGGGUUCCUGGCGUGGAUCGUCACCAUGGCCACCACCGGCCUCAACGAGUGGCGGCUGUGGCAUGUGGACGACGCAUCCGUCGUCACCUCGGGAGUGGCCUGGGUCGGCAUCUGGAGGGCGUGUUUCUACAGCCACGUCCUUCCGGGGGCGGAGCACUGCCGGGGCCUCAGCAUCUUGGACGCCUUUGUGCCGGUGGAGAUCUCCGUGGCCCAGGUGCUGAUGGUGCUGGCCGUGAUCUGCGGCCUGGCGGCGAACGUCAGCGCCGCGGUGGCUGUGAGGAUGGUCUACUUCUCUCUGGAGGAGCGAAAGAACAUCAGGCUGGUCUUCAUACUGGCUGGGAGCCUGUACCUGCUCACAGGGACGUUCUCCAUGGUGCCACUGGUGUGGAACAUGAACUCUGUGCUCGCCAACAGCACCAUCGACUUUCCUCCGGAGUUUCAUCUCCCUGCGGCCCCUGUCAGGCAGCAGGUCGGCUCAGCCAUCGGCGUGGGCCUCUUCGCCUCCCUACUGAUGUUCAUAAGUGGCCUGCUGUUCCUCUCCUACCAGUAUGCCUGGCACUCUCUGAGGUCAGAUGCCACCAGAGGCCCCAGAGGCACCAGCGACCAGCUCCGUGGCCCCUGGACGCUGGCGGCCAUGGCACAUAACUCUGAAUUGCCAAAUGAAGUCAACCGGGGCAGCGAUAACCCCGCCUUCCUCAUUGAAAAAGUCUCAUGAACUAACUUCAUUUGAUCUAAAAUCCUCGUUCGUCAGCUUCAACAUCCAAGUGAAAGAAAGAGACAGAAAAUGCCGCAGAAGAAAAUAAGUCACAUUUAAAUCACAGACAAGUUCCUGUUGUUAUUGAAGGAAGGUACGUCAACAUUUUGCAUCAUCCAGACUGACGGAUGAGAAUACACUGUCACUGGACCAUAAUCUGAAAAAUAAAAACACUACUAUUAGAAAGAAA
This is a messenger RNA of Scophthalmus maximus (turbot), 1235 nucleotides long. It is a transcript of the gene cldn34a, whose product is annotated as claudin 34a. Gene Ontology annotation, cellular component: bicellular tight junction; plasma membrane. Gene Ontology annotation, molecular function: structural molecule activity. The coding region runs from base 242 to 1006 and encodes 254 amino acids. NCBI's taxonomy places the organism in Eukaryota, Metazoa, Chordata, Actinopteri, Pleuronectiformes, Scophthalmidae. Gene Ontology annotation, biological process: bicellular tight junction assembly; cell adhesion. The transcript is spliced from 2 exons. The record is from RefSeq and is a predicted model, not a curated record.